Mercurialis annua (annual mercury) is the source of this 1018-nucleotide messenger RNA. RefSeq lists its product as uncharacterized. Bases 175 to 936 code for a protein of 253 amino acids. The record is from RefSeq and is a predicted model, not a curated record. NCBI's taxonomy places the organism in Eukaryota, Viridiplantae, Streptophyta, Magnoliopsida, Malpighiales, Euphorbiaceae. The transcript has 2 exons.
CUUGUAUAUUUCCCCACUGGAAACCAACUCUUAUCAACUUCACAGCUUCAAAAAUAUUCUUCAUUUACAGCAUUAUCACCGUAUCGUAUUAUCAUACCGUUAUCACGUUUCAGUUCUUUACAAGUACGUACAAUUACGCUCUGAUUCACAAACAUAUAAAUUAGGGUUGAAGAGAUGCAAGGCUUAUGGGUGUCACUGAAGGAGAAAGCUAACUGUGGAAAUAAGGUGAGUGAUAUGGUGAGGAGAAGUUCCAAAUCUGAAAAGGAAAGAUCGAACAAACAACUAUUUCGACAAAUAAGAAAAUCAUUUGGUGACGUGAUUCACAAGGAAUACUUCUCAAGAUAUUCUGAGCUAAAAUUUGGAGACCCUUCAAGAAAUAUCAUAGAGAUGAUUUUCCAAAAAGCAUCAACAAAUCCAUCAAAACCAUCAAGCAAGAUUGAAAGGGUUUUAAGGGUGAGGAACUCGGUUGAAAUUCUUGAAAGGUUUGAGAAAUACAGAGAAAAUGUCAAACAAAUUGCGUAUCACCAACAACAUCAAACACAUCCAAGAAGCAUUGUAGAUGGAAAUGAGAUUCUGCGAUUUUACGGAACAACGAUGUGUUGCUCCGGAGAACGAUCAAUGCGAGUUUCCGAGAUUUGUAGAGAUCCGACUUGCCGAGUAUGCAGAACGAUUCAAUGCAACUUUGACACGGAGUUCAACAAGAAAGACGGAAUUCGAUUUAGUACAAACAGCGAGGCAUUUACCGAUAACUUGAUCGGGUUGUCGAGGAGGAAAACGAAAAGAGCCGUCGUGGUUUGCAGGAUAAUUGCUGGUGCAGUUGCUAAUAAGGUUGAGUUGGGCUGUGGUGAAAAUGAAAAUCAAUAUCUUAUUUCAGAAUCUUUGAUUGUAACUGAUCCUAGGGCUGUACUUCCGUGUUUUGUCAUAGUUUUUACCUGAGGUUUUGGAACAUGAUAUUUUUUUUGAUAUGAGGUUUUCUGAACUGAGUAUCAAUUAUGAGAUGACACUUUUACGUUUUCCA